Molecule: messenger RNA, 463 nt
Organism: Galdieria sulphuraria
Lineage: Eukaryota; Rhodophyta; Bangiophyceae; Galdieriales; Galdieriaceae
Product: 60S ribosomal protein L31e
Exons: 3
Coding region: 67-426 (119 amino acids)
Biological process (GO): cytoplasmic translation
Cellular component (GO): cytosolic large ribosomal subunit; ribosome
Molecular function (GO): structural constituent of ribosome
Source: RefSeq, a predicted model, not a curated record
UCUUAUUUCAUUCUACAGAAAUUGUGAUUGAUUGAUUUUGACUGACUGGUUUUGUUAACGAGAAUCAUGGCAAAGGAUAAGAAAAGUUCGAAACAGACGAUGAUGGAAAGUGCCACUCGUGAAUACACGAUCAAUUUGCACAAGCGGUUACACGGCUGUGUGUGGAAGAGACGUGCACCUCGAGCCAUCAAAGAAAUUAGGAAAUUUGCUCAGAAAGCUAUGGGAACGGAAGACGUGCGAGUCGAUACGAGACUUAAUAGGGAAAUUUGGAAACAAGGCAUUCGAAACGUACCUUUUCGUUUGAGAGUUAGGCUUGAAAGAAUAUCUAACGACGAUGAAGACGCACCUCAUCCCUUUUAUACUGUAGUAUCUUUUGUUCCUGUAACGUCCUUCAAAGGUUUACAAACUGUGAAUGUUCCCAAGUAAAGUUGACAAGUUUAUUCCAGUCUUUUAUAGAGCUGUU